CCUGUUAUUUUUGGGGGGCGGGGGGUCGGAGAGUCCCGGACCAGGACUGCAGCUUGCGGUUGGGCUCUUUUCAAGGGGGGCAGGCGUCCGGUAGGUUUUUGUUUAAAGUGACGACAGGUGCCUCUGGUUCUCUUUAGGAAGGUGGGAAGCCAAAACUGGGGCUUUUAAAAGUCUUUUUUCUAAUGUCAGGCUACACCAGUAUCAGCUGAUAGUCUCGGAUUGUUUAACUGUUGGAUCACUGUUUUGCCCUCAGAUGGCAAAGGCUUAAGGGGGUGAGUUGCCCGCUGGAAGAGGCCUCGUUGGCGGCUGUUUAUGUGUACGGAGAGAGGGAAACGUUAAGGUACAGAAGAAAUCACCUGGUCUUUUUGUUUGAAUGCAGACUGGCCUCGCCAGCUCCCAUUCUUACUUUAAAGUUCUGGCGUGGCGCCUGAGAACCUGCAUUUUAACAAAUUUUUAACAAAGGCACCAAUUGAUUCUCGUUGUAGGUGUUGAGAGAACUCUUUUAUUGAUUCAAGGAUCUCUGGAGCAAGCCUGUUUUCUUUUUUUUUUUUUUUUUUUUUUUUUUUUAACGAAUUUUUAACUUUAGAAAUAGAUUUACAGAAAAAUUGCCAAGACCAUACAGAGUUGUCGUAUACCCUGUAACCAAGUUUUCUCCUAUUAUCAGCAUCUCACGUUGGUAUGGGACAUUUGUCCCAAGCAGUGUUGAUUGCGUUAGUGAAAGUCCUUAACUUCCUUUCGUAUUUCCUUAGUUACCCAGUGCUCUUUUUCAGUUUCAAGAUCCCACACAGGGUACUCAUUACACUUAACUGGCCUGUCUCAGUCUUUUCUAGACUGUGUCAGUUGGGGUAAGUUCCUCUUAUCUAGGCAUUCUAAAAUACUUAAGGGAGACCUGAGGGCCACACCAGCUUAAUGCAAAGUCUGCAUGGGCACAGCUGGUAAUUUCCUUAGUUCCCUAGCUAUGCGAAUAGGUGGCUCCCAAGCCUGGCAGCUUGCUUCAGUGGCGUGAUUGUUCUUGGCUCCUAACAUUUUGCUUAGUCCCGUCAGCUUGUUCUCUGUAACCUUUGUCUUGCCUUUGUUUUAUCCCCUUGUGUUUAUAGCCUUUGAGUUCAUGGCGUUUGUGGUGGCAGGUCUUUGGAUGAGAGGGAUUUUCUUUUUUGUUCCCCAGGACAGAGGUAGAGCCGAUUUUAUUUGAAAAUGGCAAGGCUGAACUCUUGAAUGGGUUGUUUGUUGAGCUGAGUGAGAUGGAAUACGUGUCCUUGGACGCAAUUCAGAGCCAGCUUGAACGCUUGCUUGCUGGGGGGCUGUUUCGGGCUGGUCUCAUCCUGUUGAUGACCAGUGUUGUUGUUGCACUGGCCCUGUGGUUCUUAGGAUUGCAAGAUGCCCUCGGUGAUAACCAUCAGAAGACUUUGAACAAAAAAAAAGUCUAUUACUCAUAGGUUCUGGAAAGCACAUGGCAUGCCUGGGUCACACCUGGUGAUUGUAGGUAGAGAGAGAGAGGGUGUGGGCCUGGGGUUCUGCUUUCAUUAGGGUCAAGGGUGGAGGCCUUGGGCUUUGUGGCUUACUUUUCAUUGGUGAACUGAAACCUUACAUGUGGGAACUUAGAGUUCAGGGAAAGAAAAAGUGGCUCUAAUCUGGCAAAGAACUACCCCCUCCCCCCAACGUCAGCUUGGCUCUGGGUUCUUUGGCUGCAGUGUGUUUAUUUGAGACAGUCAUCUCGGAAGUGGAUACGUCUUUGAAGUGGAUGCUUUGCAAUCAAAGCUCGAGUCCUGCACUUACAUUACAAAAAAGGAGAAACCUGACCUGGGGAUUGCACUACAAGCCACCCUUAAUGCCUAGGUAUCAGAGUAAGUGGUGAGGACCUUAAACUGCCUCAAUAGCUGACUUACUGAAAGUACGGGAUAGGGCCUGUUGUAAUGUAGGAAGGAUUAUGGUAGCACUCCUGUAAUUACACUACAGUCAGUAGUCUGCAAUCCAGCUGGUAGCCAUUGCCCUAAGCUUAAAAGGGCACACCUUGAAACCAGGUCCUCAAGAUAAAUCUGUAAUAAUGAGAUUCAUCAAUAGACUUAGCAACCUUAACCUCCCAGCCAACCAUCACCAACCCUCAUCUCAGUAGAAGAGAAACGUGGUUGUUGCUGGGAACUUGUGUUUUAGCUGUUGGACAGACAUCAGCCCUAUUUACCCAGUGAUGAGCAAGACAAAGGCAACCUCCCGACUUCUAGUAAAUUACCCAGAGCCCUACCGUUCUGAAAUACUGGAUUAUCUCUUUAAGCCAAACUUCGGUGCCUCUUUGCAUAUUCUAAAAGUUGAAAUAGGUGGUGAUGGGCAGACAACAGAUGGCACAGAGCCCUCCCACAUGCACUACGCAUUAGAUGAGAAUUAUUUCCGAGGAUAUGAAUGGUGGCUAAUGAAGGAAGCUAAGAAGCGAAACCCUAAUAUUACACUCAUAGGGCUGCCGUGGUCGUUCCCUGGAUGGCUGGGGAAGGGCUUCAACUGGCCUUACGUCAAUCUUCAGCUGACAGCCUACUACAUCGUGACCUGGAUUGUGGGGUCCAAGCAUUAUCACGAUCUGGACAUUGAUUAUAUCGGAAUUUGGAAUGAGAGGGCAUUUGACAUUAAUUAUAUCAAGGUGUUAAGAAGAAUGCUGAACCAUCAAGGUCUCCAGCACGUGAAAAUCAUAGCGAGUGAUAAUCUCUGGGAGCCCAUUUCUGCUUCUAUGCUGCUUGACCCUGAGCUCUUGAAGGUGAUUGAUGUAAUAGGAGCUCAUUACCCUGGGACACUUACAGUAAAGGACGCUAGGUUGACUGAGAAGAAGCUGUGGUCUUCUGAAGAUUUUAGCACUGUAAACGGUGAUGUGGGUGCAGGCUGCUGGGGUCGUAUAUUGAAUCAGAAUUACAUCAAUGGCUACAUGACUUCAACCAUUGCUUGGAAUUUGGUGGCUAGUUACUAUCAGCAGUUGCCGUAUGGGCGUUGUGGACUGAUGACUGCCCAAGAGCCAUGGAGCGGGCACUACGUAGUAGAAGCUCCUAUCUGGGUAUCAGCUCAUACCACUCAGUUUACUCAACCAGGUUGGUAUUACCUGAAGACAGUCGGCCAUUUAGAGAGAGGAGGAAGCUAUGUAGCUCUGACGGAUGGCUUAGGUAACCUCACCAUCAUCGUUGAAACUAUGAGUCAUAAACAUUCCAAGUGUAUACGACCACUUCUUCCCUAUUUCAAUGUGUCACAUCAGUUUGCUACGUUCGAUCUUAAGGGUUCUUUUAGUGAAAUACCAGAGCUGCAGGUGUGGUAUACCAAGCUCGGAAAACCACCAGAGAGGUUUCUCUUCAAACAACUGGACUCUCUAUGGCUCCUCGACAGCGGUGGCAGCUUCACGCUGGAGCUGCAGGAGGACGAGCUGUUCACCCUCACCACGCUCACCUCCGGCCGCAAAGGCAGCUUCCCGUCGCCUCCCAAGUCCCAGCGCUUCCCGUCUGUCUAUGAGGAUAACUUCAACAUUGAUUACCCAUUUUUUAGUGAAGCUCCAAAUUUUGCUGACCAGACCGGGGUGUUUGAAUACUACGUGAAUAUGGAAGACCCUGGAGACCAUCGCUUCACAUUGCGCCAGGUUCUCAAUCAGAGGCCCAUCACGUGGGCUGCCGACGCCUUCAACACCAUCAGCGUUAUCGGGGAUUACACGUGGUCCAAUCUGACUAUAAAGUGCGAUGUGUACAUAGAGACCCCUGAGAAGGGAGGCGUGUUCAUUGCUGGAAGAGUCAAUAAAGGUGGUAUUUUGAUUAGAAGUGCCAGGGGGAUUUUCUUCUGGAUUUUUGCAAAUGGAACCUACAGAGUCACAGGCGAUCUAGCUGGAUGGAUCAUAUAUAGUUUAGGACAUGCUGAUGUUACAGCAAAAAAAUGGUAUACACUCACUUUAACUCUGAAUGGUCGCUCCUCCUCCGGCAAGCUGAAUGGCAAGACCCUCUGGAAGAACAUCUCUGUGAACUUCCCAGGAAACGGCUGGGCCGCAAUUGGGACUCACUCCUUUGAAUUCGCGCAGUUUGACAACUUCCGUGUGGAAGCCUCGCACUAAUCCACAGAGGGCCGUGGGACACUCUGCAUUGUCCUUCUUUUUGGUUUUGGUUCAGAGCCAAUUCUCGUUUUGAUGAUCAAUAUAGGAGCCUUUCAGAGGCGAAAAAUAAUUAAGAGGAAAUGGGGAGAAAAAUAUAUUUUUGCUGAGCCUCUUGAAGAUUAUUUUAGAACUAAUUCCAAGGGGAAACAGAUGAAGCUUUAACAUGACCGGAUGUGUCCCAUACAGAGGACACGAAGUACAUGGGUCCCAUCCUUGGGAGUGGCUAGGGUGUUAGACCCCGAGGCCUUGUGUUAAUGCUGAGGGAGCUUUCGUCAUCUUACUUGCCCGUGCAGAUGGCCAGGACGUGCUCGUCAUGGUGAGGACACUCACCGUGUGUCCUCAUCGGGGGCCGUGCUGCCCUCAUAGGAAGCUGCAGACCCUGGAAGCACUGCUGUGCAGAAACCACUCCAACAUGUUAUGCCUGCACUCUGAAAAGUAUUUUUUUCUUUUCCUUUUUAAAGUGAUAUAUUUUUGAAUUACGAUGAGUGAGAUGAUUUGAAAAAUAACUCAUUAAUAACUACCUCUAAAGAUAUUUCUACAGUAAUAAAUAUUAGCAGAUUAAUUGGGUUACCUGCAUUUUUUUUUUUAUUCUUUUGGGUCUAGCUUUUAGUCUUGUGACCCUUACAACUCUGUGAACGUUUUCCGGGUGACUGGAAGGAGGAAGAAAGCUCCCUGGCAUGUAGCCAGUGCUGUUAGUGGGUCCAAAGGUAAAAUUGUAGCACAUUUUUUGUUUCAUUUCGAUGUAACUUUCUGGUCUGACUUCUCUUCUGGCAUUGGUGAUAAACUAAAAUAACUAAUGAAUACUUCCAUCUCCUUGUGCCUGGAAGAUGAUCGCCUAACCUUUUGCUGGUUUAUAGAACUGGAUCAUCCUCUAAUAUUUUGUUGUGGUUAGAAGUAUUUAUUUAAUUGAAGUACAAAUAUGUUCAAGUGUAGGUGGGAAUGUUUCUCAUGCUUUAUAAUUUGUAUCUAAUCAUUAGUGUACCCCCUUGAAGCAAAUCAGUUAUUCAUGUGGAUAAAAUAAAUUUUGUUUUUUUUUUUUUUAAUAAUGAAGGUUUAAAAGUUCAUUGAACUAAUUCUACAGUUUUGGAAUUUAUAAUGAUUUAAUGUAGGCUAAAUUGACAUGAAGUUUUGUAUUAUUGUUAGAGACAAGAAACUAAAUUUUAGAAUAAAUCAGGUUACAGAGGAAAAUUUUUAAAUUAAAACCAGUCUAAGUGAUUUCCAGUUUAGGUCACUACAUGUUUUUUAAAAUUAACUUUAUUGAGGUAUAAUUUACAUAUAGUAAAAUGUUUGCAUUUUAAGUAUUCAGUUCCAUGAGUCUUGGUAAAUGGAUAAACCAAGAUAUCAAAUGGUUUCGUUACUCCAGAAAGUUCUCUCUUAUACCUGUGCAGUCAUUUACCCUCACCCCACCCUGAUCCCAGGCAAUCAUUGAUCUGAUUUCUGUCACUGUUGAUAAAUUUUCCUUGUUCUGAAACAUUAUAAAAACGGUAUCAUACACUUUGUACUCUUUUAUGAAUAAUUUUUUUUACUUAUCAUGAAGUUUUUGACAUUUGUUUAUGUGCUAUAUAUAUCAAUGAUUUACUGUUGAAGGGGUAUACCACAAUUUGUUCCCCCAGCUUUUAGAAUUACAAAUAAAGUUAUGAACAUUCGA
Molecule: messenger RNA, 5750 nt
Organism: Odocoileus virginianus texanus
Lineage: Eukaryota; Metazoa; Chordata; Mammalia; Artiodactyla; Cervidae
Gene: GALC
Product: galactosylceramidase
Biological process (GO): galactosylceramide catabolic process
Cellular component (GO): lysosome
Molecular function (GO): galactosylceramidase activity
Source: RefSeq, a predicted model, not a curated record